Hyaloscypha bicolor E is the source of this 1131-nucleotide messenger RNA. RefSeq names its product tyrosyl-tRNA synthetase. Lineage: Eukaryota; Fungi; Ascomycota; Leotiomycetes; Helotiales; Hyaloscyphaceae. The transcript has 5 exons. Gene Ontology annotation, biological process: tyrosyl-tRNA aminoacylation. Gene Ontology annotation, molecular function: tyrosine-tRNA ligase activity; ATP binding. The coding region runs from base 1 to 1131 and encodes 376 amino acids. The record is from RefSeq and is a predicted model, not a curated record.
AUGUCGGCAACACUCUCCCUCGAAGAAAGAUUGAACCUUGUCACCAGAGGGCAGAAAUUGGUCAAUCCUGGAGAUAUUGACUCCUUAGAGUCACUCCUGGCAACCACAAAGCGACCCAAGAUUGCAUGGGAAACAACUCCAACCGGAAAGCCUCACGUGGGGUACUUUGUUCCCUUGGCCAAGCUUGCAGAUUUCGUAAAGGCAGAUCUUGAGGUGACUCUCUUCUACCUCGAUGUCUAUGGAUUUCUAGUCAAUUACAUCUAUCCCAUGGAAGUUGUUGAGAAUCGCAGGAAAUACUACCAUCAUUUAAUGACGGCCGUGCUGCGAUCCCUAGGGGUUGACCUGUCGAAGAUUCGCUUCGUGGCCGAGUCGUCUUUUGCCUAUCGCAAGGAAUACUUCGUUGACGUUCUGAGGACUUGCGCGCUUAUGACGCAGCAAGAUGCAAAGGACACCUGCGAAGAGACCGCGGAGACAAAAAUGCUCAGUCCUCUUCUGUGCUGUGUAUAUCAGUCUCUAUCUGAGCAGUACUUGGACAUUGACAUUCAGUUUGGAGGCGAAGAUCAGCGUGGACUAUUCAUCCACUCAAUCAAAUACCUGCCUUUGCUUGGUUACAGGAAGCGCGAGCAUCUCAUGAAUGCCAUGGUCACGGGAUUGCAAGGCGGGAAAAUGUCCUCUUCGCACGCAGCAGAAACAAAGAUUGAGUUUCUUGACGACCCCGAGACCGUUCAGAAGAAGAUAAACCGGAUGCCAUGCGAGCCUGGGGAUGUCCAAAGCACUGUAGUACUGCUCCUGCGAGACGUACUCCUCCCAAUUAGUCAACAGAGAGUCGAAUCGCUACAAGACUCCGGCACCUCGUGGGAAUUGGAUGGCAAUAACAAACCCAGGCCUUUUAUUACGGAAGAUGCUCCGCAAGGAACUAUUUUCAGUAUACCUGCAGGAUCUUGGGGCGAUUCUCGGCAUUACACAUCCUUUGCUGACAUUCAAAACGGCUUCGGGGAAGGGGAGAUUAGUCCUGCGGCUCUGAAACUGGCUGUCACCAAUGCUUUCAAUAAUCUACUGGGCAAAAUUCGAGCAAUCUACUCUGAAAGCAAGGAGUGGCAAUUGGUUGACAAGCUAGCUUACCCAGAUUAG